Messenger RNA from Knipowitschia caucasica, 12942 nucleotides. NCBI's taxonomy places the organism in Eukaryota, Metazoa, Chordata, Actinopteri, Gobiiformes, Gobiidae. The record is from the annotation of a GenBank genome assembly.
AUGGCUACAGAUCAAUACCCGAGUUGGCCGCCUGUCAGCAUUCCUGCAGACACACACACGCCGCGCAUUCACGUGCAUCAAACGGUCCCUGCUUGGCCUCCUCGGGACCUGGAGUCGAAUCGGCCGGAGAGUCUCACACCAGGGGGGGCGUCGACACCAGACACCAUUGCCCACUCCCCUCUAGCUUCAUGUGCUGCUGGAGCUCCUUAUACAGACCUCAUCCAAGCCAAGACCCCCUCGGGCAUCGGGGCUGUGAGAUAUGGGGACAGGGUGUGGCAGGUGAGAGACAGAACGUACCUUAUCUCGGAGAAUGACGCUGAGAGAGAAGUCGACUUCCGCUCUGGCUCUGGGACUCUGCGAAAAAAGAAGAAGUCGACGAGAACACUCUGCUACAGACGAGAACACUCUGCUACAGACGAGAACGCUCUGCUACAGACGAGAACGCUCUGCUACAGACGAGAACGCUCUGCUACAGACGAGAACGCUCUGCUACAGACGAGAACGCUCUGCUACAGACGAGAACGCUCUGCUACAGACGAGAACGCUCUGCUACAGACGAGAACGCUCUGCUACAGACGAGAACGCUCUGCUACAGACGAGAACGCUCUGCUACAGACGAGAACGCUCUGCUACAGACGAGACUUGCACACUCUGCUACAGACGAGAACGCUCUGCUACAGACGAGAACGCUCUGCUACAGACGAGAACUCUCUGCUACAGACGAGAACACUCUGCUACAGACGAGAACACUCUGCUACAGACGAGAACACUCUGCUACAGACGAGAACGCUCUGCUACAGACGAGAACGCUCUGCUACAGACGAGAACGCUCUGCUACAGACGAGAACGCUCUGCUACAGACGAGAACACUCUGCUACAGACGAGAACACUCUGCUACAGACGAGAACGCUCUGCUACAGACGAGAACGCUCUGCUACAGACGAGAACGCUCUGCUACAGACGAGAACGCUCUGCUACAGACGAGAACGCUCUGCUACAGACGAGAACACUCUGCUACAGACGAGAACACUCUGCUACAGACGAGAACACUCUGCUACAGACGAGAACACUGUUACAGACGAGAACGCUCUGCUACAGACGAGAACACUCUGCUACAGACGAGAACUCUCUGCUACAGACGAGAACACUCUGCUACAGACGAGAACACUCUGCUACAGACGAGAACACUCUGCUACAGACGAGAACACUGUUACAGACGAGAACGCUCUGCUACAGACGAGAACGCUCUGCUACAGACGAGAACGCUCUGCUACAGACGAGAACGCUCUGCUACAGACGAGAACGCUGCUACAGACGAGAACACUGCUACAGACGAGAACACUGCUACAGACGAGAACACUCUGCUAUAGACUAGAACACUCUGCUACAGACGAGAACACUCUGCUACAGACGAGAACGCUCUGCUACAGACGAGAACACUCUGCUACAGACGAGAACGCUCUGCUACAGACGAGAACGCUCUGCUACAGACGAGAACGCUCUGCUACAGACGAGAACACUGCUACAGACGAGAACACUCUGCUACAGACGAGAACACUCUGCUACAGACGAGAACACUCUGCUACAGACGAGAACACUCUGCUACAGACGAGAACACUCUGCUACAGACGAGAACACUACGAGAACACUCUGCUACAGACGAGAACACUCUGCUACAGACGAGAACACUGUUACAGACGAGAACGCUCUGCUACAGACGAGAACGCUCUGCUACAGACGAGAACGCUCUGCUACAGACGAGAACGCUCUGCUACAGACGAGAACGCUCUGCUACAGACGAGAACGCUCUGCUACAGACGAGAACGCUCUGCUACAGACGAGAACACUGCUACAGACGAGAACACUGCUACAGACGAGAACACUGCUACAGACGAGAACACUCUGCUACAGACGAGAACACUCUGCUACAGACGAGAACACUCUGCUACAGACGAGAACACUGCUACAGACGAGAACACUCUGCUACAGACGAGAACACUCUGCUACAGACGAGAACACUCUGCUACAGACGAGAACACUCUGCUACAGACGAGAACACUCUGCUACAGACGAGAACACUCUGCUACAGACGAGAACACUCUGCUACAGACGAGAACACUCUGCUACAGACGAGAACACUCUGCUACAGACGAGAACACUCUGCUACAGACGAGAACACUGCUACAGACGAGAACACUGCUACAGACGAGAACGCUCUGCUACAGACGAGAACGCUCUGCUACAGACGAGAACGCUCUGCUACAGACGAGAACGCUCUGCUACAGACGAGAACGCUCUGCUACAGACGAGAACGCUCUGCUACAGACGAGAACGCUCUGCUACAGACGAGAACGCUCUGCUACAGACGAGAACACUGCUACAGACGAGAACACUGCUACAGACGAGAACACUGCUACAGACGAGAACACUCUGCUACAGACGAGAACACUCUGCUACAGACGAGAACACUGCUAUAGACGAGAACACUCUGCUACAGACGAGAACACUCUGCUACAGACGAGAACACUGUUACAGACGAGAACGCUCUGCUACAGACGAGAACGCUCUGCUACAGACGAGAACGCUCUGCUACAGACGAGAACGCUCUGCUACAGACGAGAACGCUCUGCUACAGACGAGAACACUCUGCUACAGACGAGAACGCUCUGCUACAGACGAGAACGCUCUGCUACAGACGAGAACGCUCUGCUACAGACGAGAACGCUCUGCUACAGACGAGAACGCUCUGCUACAGACGAGAACGCUCUGCUACAGACGAGAACGCUCUGCUACAGACGAGAACGCUCUGCUACAGACGAGAACUCUCUGCUACAGACGAGAACACUCUGCUACAGACGAGAACACUCUGCUACAGACGAGAACACUCUGCUACAGACGAGAACACUGUUACAGACGAGAACGCUCUGCUACAGACGAGAACGCUCUGCUACAGACGAGAACACUGCUACAGACGAGAACACUGCUACAGACGAGAACACUGCUACAGACGAGAACACUCUGCUACAGACGAGAACACUGCUACAGACCAGAGUGUUCUCGUCUGUAGCAGUGUUCUCGUCUGUAGCAGAGCGCUACAGACGAGCAGAGAACGCUCUGCUAGAGAACGCUCUGCUACAGACGAGAACGCUCUGCUACAGACGAGAACGCUCUGCUACAGACGAGAACGCUCUGCUACAGACGAGAACGCUCUGCUACAGACGAGAACGCUCUGCUACAGACGAGAACGCUCUGCUACAGACGAGAACUCUCUGCUACAGACGAGAACGCUCUGCUACAGACGAGAACGCUCUGCUACAGACGAGAACGCUCUGCUACAGACGAGAACGCUCUGCUACAGACGAGAACUCUCUGCUACAGACGAGAACACUCUGCUACAGACGAGAACACUCUGCUACAGACGAGAACACUCUGCUACAGACGAGAACACUCUGCUACAGACGAGAACGCUCUGCUACAGACGAGAACGCUCUGCUACAGACGAGAACGCUCUGCUACAGACGAGAACGCUCUGCUACAGACGAGAACACUCUGCUACAGACGAGAACGCUCUGCUACAGACGAGAACGCUCUGCUACAGACGAGAACGCUCUGCUACAGACGAGAACGCUCUGCUACAGACGAGAACGCUCUGCUACAGACGAGAACGCUCUGCUACAGACGAGAACACUCUGCUACAGACGAGAACACUCUGCUACAGACGAGAACACUCUGCUACAGACGAGAACACUGUUACAGACGAGAACGCUCUGCUACAGACGAGAACACUCUGCUACAGACGAGAACUCUCUGUACAGACGAGAACACUCUGCUACAGACGAGAACACUCUGCUACAGACGAGAACACUCUGCUACAGACGAGAACACUGUUACAGACGAGAACACUCUGCUACAGACGAGAACGCUCUGCUACAGACGAGAACGCUCUGCUACAGACGAGAACGCUCUGCUACAGACGAGAACGCUGCUACAGACGAGAACACUGCUACAGACGAGAACACUGCUACAGACGAGAACACUCUGCUACAGACGAGAACACUCUGCUACAGACGAGAACGCUCUGCUACAGACGAGAACGCUCUGCUACAGACGAGAACACUCUGCUACAGACGAGAACGCUCUGCUACAGACGAGAACGCUCUGCUACAGACGAGAACGCUCUGCUACAGACGAGAACGCUCUGCUACAGACGAGAACGCUCUGCUACAGACGAGAACACUCUGCUACAGACGAGAACGCUCUGCUACAGACGAGAACGCUCUGCUACAGACGAGAACGCUCUGCUACAGACAAGAACACUCUGCUACAGACGAGAACACUGUUACAGACGAGAACGCUCUGCUACAGACGAGAACACUCUGCUACAGACGAGAACUCUCUGCUACAGACGAGAACACUCUGCUACAGACGAGAACACUCUGCUACAGACGAGAACACUCUGCUACAGACGAGAACACUCUGCUACAGACGAGAACACUCUGCUACAGACGAGAACACUGUUACAGACGAGAACGCUCUGCUACAGACGAGAACGCUCUGCUACAGACGAGAACGCUCUGCUACAGACGAGAACGCUCUGCUACAGACGAGAACGCUCUGCUACAGACGAGAACGCUCUGCUACAGACGAGAACGCUCUGCUACAGACGAGAACACUGCUACAGACGAGAACACUGCUACAGACGAGAACACUGCUACAGACGAGAACACUCUGCUACAGACGAGAACACUCUGCUACAGACGAGAACACUCUGCUACAGACGAGAACACUGCUACAGACGAGAACACUCUGCUACAGACGAGAACACUCUGCUACAGACGAGAACACUCUGCUACAGACGAGAACACUCUGCUACAGACGAGAACACUCUGCUACAGACGAGAACACUCUGCUACAGACGAGAACACUCUGCUACAGACGAGAACACUCUGCUACAGACGAGAACACUCUGCUACAGACGAGAACACUGCUACAGACGAGAACACUGCUACAGACGAGAACGCUCUGCUACAGACGAGAACGCUCUGCUACAGACGAGAACGCUCUGCUACAGACGAGAACGCUCUGCUACAGACGAGAACGCUCUGCUACAGACGAGAACGCUCUGCUACAGACGAGAACGCUCUGCUACAGACGAGAACGCUCUGCUACAGACGAGAACACUGCUACAGACGAGAACACUGCUACAGACGAGAACACUCUGCUACAGACGAGAACACUCUGCUACAGACGAGAACACUGCUACAGACGAGAACACUCUGCUACAGACGAGAACACUCUGCUACAGACGAGAACACUCUGCUACAGACGAGAACGCUCUGCUACAGACGAGAACGCUCUGCUACAGACGAGAACGCUCUGCUACAGACGAGAACGCUCUGCUACAGACGAGAACACUCUGCUACAGACGAGAACACUCUGCUACAGACGAGAACGCUCUGCUACAGACGAGAACGCUCUGCUACAGACGAGAACGCUCUGCUACAGACGAGAACGCUCUGCUACAGACGAGAACGCUCUGCUACAGACGAGAACUCUCUGCUACAGACGAGAACGCUCUGCUACAGACGAGAACGCUCUGCUACAGACGAGAACGCUCUGCUACAGACGAGAACGCUCUGCUACAGACGAGAACGCUCUGCUACAGACGAGAACUCUCUGCUAAAGACGAGAACACUCUGCUACAGACGAGAACACUCUGCUACAGACGAGAACACUGUUACAGACGAGAACGCUCUGCUACAGACGAGAACGCUCUGCUACAGACGAGAACGCUCUGCUACAGACGAGAACUCUCUGCUACAGACGAGAACACUCUGCUACAGACGAGAACACUCUGCUACAGACGAGAACACUCUGCUACAGACGAGAACACUGUUACAGACGAGAACGCUCUGCUACAGACGAGAACGCUCUGCUACAGACGAGAACGCUCUGCUACAGACGAGAACGCUCUGCUACAGACGAGAACGCUCUGCUACAGACGAGAACGCUCUGCUACAGACGAGAACGCUCUGCUACAGACGAGAACGCUCUGCUACAGACGAGAACGCUCUGCUACAGACGAGAACACUGCUACAGACGAGAACACUGCUACAGACGAGAACACUGCUACAGACGAGAACACUGCUACAGACGAGAACACUCUGCUACAGACGAGAACACUGCUACAGACGUAGCAGAGUGUUCUCGUCUGUAGCAGACAGAGUGUUCUCGUCUGUAGCAGUGUUCUCGUCUGUAGCAGAGCGCUACAGACGAGCAGAGAACGCUCUGCUAGAGAACGCUCUGCUACAGACGAGAACGCUCUGCUACAGACGAGAACGCUCUGCUACAGACGAGAACGCUCUGCUACAGACGAGAACGCUCUGCUACAGACGAGAACGCUCUGCUACAGACGAGAACGCUCUGCUACAGACGAGAACGCUCUGCUACAGACGAGAACGCUCUGCUACAGACGAGAACGCUCUGCUACAGACGAGAACUCUCUGCUACAGACGAGAACACUCUGCUACAGACGAGAACACUCUGCUACAGACGAGAACACUCUGCUACAGACGAGAACACUCUGCUACAGACGAGAACGCUCUGCUACAGACGAGAACGCUCUGCUACAGACGAGAACGCUCUGCUACAGACGAGAACGCUCUGCUACAGACGAGAACACUCUGCUACAGACGAGAACGCUCUGCUACAGACGAGAACGCUCUGCUACAGACGAGAACGCUCUGCUACAGACGAGAACGCUCUGCUACAGACGAGAACGCUCUGCUACAGACGAGAACGCUCUGCUACAGACGAGAACGCUCUGCUACAGACGAGAACACUCUGCUACAGACGAGAACACUCUGCUACAGACGAGAACACUCUGCUACAGACGAGAACACUCUGCUACAGACGAGAACACUGUUACAGACGACAACUCUCUGCUACAGACGAGAACACUCUGCUACAGACGAGAACUCUCUGCUACAGACGAGAACACUCUGCUACAGACGAGAACACUCUGCUACAGACGAGAACGCUCUGCUACAGACGAGAACGCUCUGCUACAGACGAGAACGCUCUGCUACAGACGAGAACGCUCUGCUACAGACGAGAACGCUCUGCUACAGACGAGAACGCUCUGCUACAGACGAGAACGCUCUGCUACAGACGAGAACGCUCUGCUACAGACGAGAACACUGCUACAGACGAGAACACUGCUACAGACGAGAACACUGCUACAGACGAGAACACUCUGCUACAGACGAGAACACUCUACUACAGACGAGAACGCUCUGCUACAGACGAGAACACUCUGCUACAGACGAGAACGCUCUGCUACAGACGAGAACGCUCUGCUACAGACGAGAACGCUCUGCUACAGACGAGAACGCUCUGCUACAGACGAGAACGCUCUGCUACAGACGAGAACACUCUGCUACAGACGAGAACGCUCUGCUACAGACGAGAACGCUCUGCUACAGACGAGAACGCUCUGCUACAGACAAGAACGCUCUGCUACAGACGAGAACGCUCUGCUACAGACGAGAACGCUCUGCUACAGACGAGAACACUCUGCUACAGACGAGAACACUCUGCUACAGACGAGAACACUCUGCUACAGACAAGAACACUGUUACAGACGAGAACGCUCUGCUACAGACGAGAACACUCUGCUACAGACGAGAACUCUCUGCUACAGACGAGAACACUCUGCUACAGACGAGAACACUCUGCUACAGACGAGAACACUCUGCUACAGACGAGAACACUGUUACAGACGAGAACGCUCUGCUACAGACGAGAACGCUCUGCUACAGACGAGAACGCUCUGCUACAGACGAGAACGCUCUGCUACAGACGAGAACGCUCUGCUACAGACGAGAACACUGCUACAGACGAGAACACUGCUACAGACGAGAACACUGCUACAGACGAGAACACUCUGCUACAGACGAGAACACUCUGCUACAGACGAGAACACUGCUACAGACGAGAACACUCUGCUACAGACGAGAACACUCUGCUACAGACGAGAACACUCUGCUACAGACGAGAAACACUCUGCUACAGACGAGAACACUCUGCUACAGACGAGAACACUCUGCUACAGACGAGAACACUCUGCUACAGACGAGAACACUCUGCUACAGACGAGAACACUCUGCUACAGACGAGAACACUCUGCUACAGACGAGAACACUCUGCUACAGACGAGAACACUGCUACAGACGAGAACACUGCUACAGACGAGAACACGCUGCUACAGACGAGAACGCUCUGCUACAGACGAGAACGCUCUGCUACAGACGAGAACGCUCUGCUACAGACGAGAACGCUCUGCUACAGACGAGAACGCUCUGCUACAGACGAGAACGCUCUGCUACAGACGAGAACGCUCUGCUACAGACGAGAACGCUCUGCUACAGACGAGAACGCUCUGCUACAGACGAGAACGCUCUGCUACAGACGAGAACGCUCUGCUACAGACGAGAACGCUCUGCUACAGACGAGAACGCUCUGCUACAGACGAGAACGCUCUGCUACAGACGAGAACGCUCUGCUACAGACGAGAACGCUCUGCUACAGACGAGAACUCUCUGCUACAGACGAGAACACUCUGCUACAGACGAGAACACUCUGCUACAGACGAGAACGCUCUGCUACAGACGAGAACGCUCUGCUACAGACGAGAACGCUCUGCUACAGACGAGAACUCUCUGCUACAGACGAGAACACUCUGCUACAGACGAGAACACUCUGCUACAGACGAGAACACUCUGCUACAGACGAGAACACUGUUACAGACGAGAACGCUCUGCUACAGACGAGAACGCUCUGCUACAGACGAGAACGCUCUGCUACAGACGAGAACGCUCUGCUACAGACGAGAACGCUCUGCUACAGACGAGAACGCUCUGCUACAGACGAGAACGCUCUGCUACAGACGAGAACACUGCUACAGACGAGAACACUGCUACAGACGAGAACACUGCUACAGACGAGAACACUCUGCUACAGACGAGAACACUCUGCUACAGACGAGAACACUCUGCUAUAGACGAGAACACUCUGCUACAGACGAGAACACUCUGCUACAGACGAGAACACUCUGCUACAGACGAGAACACUCUGCUACAGACGAGAACACUCUGCUACAGACGAGAACACUCUGCUACAGACGAGAACACUCUGCUACAGACGAGAACACUCUGCUACAGACGAGAACACUCUGCUACAGACGAGAACACUCUGCUACAGACGAGAACACUGCUACAGACGAGAACACUGCUACAGACGAGAACGCUCUGCUACAGACGAGAACGCUCUGCUACAGACGAGAACGCUCUGCUACAGACGAGAACGCUCUGCUACAGACGAGAACGCUCUGCUACAGACGAGAACGCUCUGCUACAGACGAGAGACGAGAACACUCUGCUACAGACGAGAACACUCUGCUACAGACGAGAACACUCUGCUACAGACGAGAACACUCUGCUACAGACGAGAACACUCUGCUACAGACGAGAACACUCUGCUACAGACGAGAACACUCUGCUACAGACGAGAACACUCUGCUACAGACGAGAACACUCUGCUACAGACGAGAACACUCUGCUACAGACGAGAACACUCUGCUACAGACGAGAACACUCUGCUACAGACACUCUGCUACAGACGAGAACACUCUGCUACAGACGAGAACACUCUUAUACAGACGAGAACACUCUGCUACAGACGAGAACACUCUGCUACAGACGAGAACACUCUGCUACAGACGAGAACACUCUGCUACAGACGAGAACACUCUGCUACAGACGAGAACACUCUGCUACAGACGAGAACACUCUGCUACAGACGAGAACACUCUGCUACAGACGAGAACACUCUGCUACAGACGAGAACACUCUGCUACAGACGAGAACACUCUGCUACAGACGAGAACACUCUGCUACAGACGAGAACACUCUGCUACAGACGAGAACACUCUUAUACAGACGAGAACACUCUUAUACAGACGAGAACACACUGCUACAGACGAGAACACUCUGCUACAGACGAGAACACUCUGCUACAGACGAGAACACUCUGCUACAGACGAGAACACUCUGCUACAGACGAGAACGCUCUGCUACAGACGAGAACGCUCUGCUACAGACGAGAACGCUCUGCUACAGACGAGAACACUCUGCUACAGACGAGAACACUCUGCUACAGACGAGAACACUCUGCUACAGACGAGAACACUCUGCUACAGACGAGAACACUGCUACAGACGAGAACGCUCUGCUACAGACGAGAACGCUCUGCUACAGACGAGAACGCUCUGCUACAGACGAGAACCUGCUACAGACGAGAACACUGCUACAGACGAGAACAUGCUACAGACGAGAACACUGCUACAGACGAGAACACUCUGCUACAGACGAGAACACUCUGCUUGCUACAGACGAGAACACUUGCUACAGACGAGAACACUCUGCUACAGACGAGAACACUGCUACAGACGAGAACACUGCUACAGACGAGAACACUCUGCUACAGACGAGAACACUCUGCUACAGACGAGAACACUCUGCUACAGACGAGAACACUCUGCUACAGACGAGAACACUCUGCUACAGACGAGAACACUCUGCUACAGACGAGAACACUGCUACAGACGAGAACACUCUGCUACAGACGAGAACACUCUGCUACAGACGAGAACACUCUGCUACAGACGAGAACACUGCUACAGACGAGAACACUCUGCUACAGACGAGAACACUCUGCUACAGACGAGAACACUCUGCUACAGACGAGAACACUCUGCUACAGACGAGAACACUCUGCUACAGACGAGAACACUCUGCUACAGACGAGAACACUCUGCUACAGACGAGAACACUCUGCUACAGACGAGAACACUCUGCUACAGACGAGAACACUCUGCUACAGACGAGAACACUCUGCUACAGACGAGAACACUCUGCUACAGACGAGAACACUCUGCUACAGACGAGAACACUCUGCUACAGACGAGAACACUCUGCUACAGACGAGAACACUCUGCUACAGACGAGAACACUCUGCUACAGACGAGAACACUCUGCUACAGACGAGAACACUCUGCUACAGACGAGAACACUCUGCUACAGACGAGAACACUCUGCUACAGACGAGAACACUCUGCUACAGACGAGAACACUCUGCUACAGACGAGAACACUCUGCUACAGACGAGAACACUCUGCUACAGACGAGAACACUCUGCUACAGACGAGAACACUCUGCUACAGACGAGAACACUCUGCUACAGACGAGAACACUCUGCUACAGACGAGAACACUCUGCUACAGACGAGAACACUCUGCUACAGACGAGAACACUCUGCUACAGACGAGAACACUCUGCUACAGACGAGAACACUCUGCUACAGACGAGAACACUCUGCUACAGACGAGAACACUCUGCUACAGACGAGAACACUCUGCUACAGACGAGAACACUCUGCUACAGACGAGAACACUCUGCUACAGACGAGAACACUCUGCUACAGACGAGAACACUCUGCUACAGACGAGAACACUCUGCUACAGACGAGAACACUCUGCUACAGACGAGAACACUCUGCUACAGACGAGAACACUCUGCUACAGACGAGAACACUCUGCUACAGACGAGAACACUCUGCUACAGACGAGAACACUCUGCUACAGACGAGAACACUCUGCUACAGACGAGAACACUCUGCUACAGACGAGAACACUCUUAUACAGACGAGAACACUCUGCUACAGACGAGAACACUCUGCUACAGACGAGAACACUCUGCUACAGACGAGAACACUCUGCUACAGACGAGAACACUCUGCUACAGACGAGAACACUCUGCUACAGACGAGAACACUCUGCUACAGACGAGAACACUCUUAUACAGACGAGAACACUCUGCUACAGACGAGAACACUCUUAUACAGACGAGAACACUCUUAUACAGACGAGAACACUGCUACAGACGAGAACACUCUGCUACAGACGAGAACACUCUGCUACAGACGAGAACACUCUGCUACAGACGAGAACACUCUGCUACAGACGAGAACACUCUUAUACAGACGAGAACACUCUGCUACAGACGAGAACACUCUGCUACAGACGAGAACGCUCUGCUACAGACGAGAACGCUCUGCUACAGACGAGAACACUCUGCUACAGACGAGAACACUCUGCUACAGACGAGAACACUCUGCUACAGACGAGAACACUCUGCUACAGACGAGAACACUCUGCUACAGACGAGAACACUCUGCUACAGACGAGAACACUCUGCUACAGACGAGAACACUCUGCUACAGACGAGAACGCUCUGCUACAGACGAGAACGCUCUGCUACAGACGAGAACGCUCUGCUACAGACGAGAACACUCUGCUACAGACGAGAACACUCUGCUACAGACGAGAACACUCUUAUACAGACGAGAACACUCUGCUACAGACGAGAACACUCUGCUACAGACGAGAACACUCUGCUACAGACGAGAACACUCUGCUACAGACGAGAACACUCUGCUACAGACGAGAACACUCUUAUACAGACGAGAACACUCUGCUACAGACGAGAACACUCUGCUACAGACGAGAACGCUCUGCUACAGACGAGAACGCUCUGCUACAGACGAGAACACUCUGCUACAGACAAGAACACUCUGCUACAGACGAGAACACUCUGCUACAGACGAGAACACUCUUAUACAGACGAGAACACUCUGCUACAGACGAGAACACUCUGCUACAGACGAGAACACUCUGCUACAGACGAGAACACUCUGCUACAGACAAGAACACUCUGCUACAGACGACACAGAUCUUUGCUCCACAGGCUCAAAGUUUACAGAGUGGCUCAUCUCGUCUUUCCAUCGCUCUGUUUGUUGGAGCCUUCAGUGACCUCAUGGAUGUAA